Molecule: messenger RNA, 2470 nt
Organism: Fimicolochytrium jonesii
Lineage: Eukaryota; Fungi; Chytridiomycota; Chytridiomycetes; Spizellomycetales; Powellomycetaceae
Product: core-2/I-branching enzyme-domain-containing protein
Exons: 5
Coding region: 399-2222 (607 amino acids)
Biological process (GO): heparan sulfate proteoglycan biosynthetic process; chondroitin sulfate proteoglycan biosynthetic process
Cellular component (GO): membrane
Molecular function (GO): protein xylosyltransferase activity
Source: RefSeq, a predicted model, not a curated record
UGAGGCGCUCAGGAGCGACGGAGCAGGAGAACUUCAAGUGCAGCAUUCCAGUGAAUUUUCUGGGCAGUGUUCAGAAUCCUUUUCGCUUUCCAAAUUCCAUACUGGCUGAACACGGCACUUUCGUCCGUACUUCAGGUUGCAACUUCCCGCCCACUCGUCGCGCCAUAAAACCCCUUGGACCUGUUUGCUUGUUCCAUUUCUACACCCCGAAGAUAUUGAAAGUUCGAAAGAGUAUAGCGCUCCGACUCGUCCGUUUACAUACAGCGCCAGCUUUGGCCCUCGCAUCAUCAUCGCAUCGAGCCUAUUUCACCCGUAGUAUACCGCCGGCGAAAAGCGGGAUUGGACCCCCACCUUCAAUCCAUAUACUGCGAACAGUCAGAACCGACCCGUUUAUUAGCAUGUCCCUGAAAGGCAGAGCGCUUCUUCGCCGGCGGGUCGCGUGGGCACUGUGCAUCACUGCUGUCUUGGCAUUUACCGCUACCUCGUACAAAGUUCAGUCCAUAGCGCACUCUGGUGGGAUAUAUGGAGUCCGAAGCGAUGACAGAUAUACGCGAGGGAAAGGUUUUGCAGACCAGCUUCCGUUUCAGGGUGCCGAAUCACCCGCUGCCGCGGCCGUGGACAUCGACAUUGCCGAGGACGAUGCCGCGGGGGGACCGGGUUGGGGCAUCUUGAGCAAGAAGCUCAUGCGGCAGGUCGCCUCAGUUCUCCCAGCUCGCUACAUCAAACUUGAGGGCUUUCAAUAUUGCUCCAUAUUAAAUGGGGCGACCUUUGACGCGUUCACGCGUAUACAUCCACUAGGAGGGUCGAUCGCUGAGAUCAACCCCACCACCUCGGAGCUAGUGAAGUUACUGGACGAUACCGCCAUUGAUACCAAGCGCCGCUUGACAAAGCGGUAUAAGACACUCUACGAUGAGGACGCUGAUCGCUACGCCUGCUACGCAACAGCUGAAGGCGCCAACCCCUACGUCAACAUUUCGUCAGAACCCCUCCUGAAGCGCAUCGAUCCAUUAAACUACUACGGGAAGCUCAUUCCUUCCAUCGCUCCCCACGACUCGCUCAUACCAGGCCCACGACGCAAGUACAAGCUAGCAUACUUAAUGAUGAUUCACAAAGUCAGCACAUGGCAGCAAUUACAGGACAUGAUCGAAAUCCUGGACGACGGGAAUGCCAUCUUCCUGAUCCACGUCGACGUGCUAGCUACCGAGCUCUCUGCCACCGUGAAGGCGUGGAUCGAGGCCCGCGACAAGGCAGGGUCUGGGAAUGAUGUUGUCGGCACGCCAAGGCUUGGGAACGUCUUCCUUGCCCAAACGACCUAUGAGGGCAUGUGGGGCCAUGUUAGUCUCGUGUGGAUGCAGCUGAGCGGGUUUUGGGAGCUAUUGGAUUUGGCGGACUGGGAGUAUGUCAUCAAUCUUUCCGCGCAUGAUUGGCCCUUGCGGACGAGUCAGCAAAUAUAUGAGACCCUGAAUUCGACUAAGCACAAGGGGAUGGAGCAUAUCGAAUGGUGGACAGAUCCAGCGGAUAUCGCUGGCCGGACGGUACGACCGCACUUCGGUCGCAUGGAUAGACCUUCGAUCGAAUACUCGACCAUUCACCCACCAGAAGUUGGCUUAGCAUUCCCACCAUUGCCAAGUUGGAGUCUCUGCAAGCAGCAUCAGUGGAUGAUCCUGACAUCCGAGUUUAUUAGAGAUCUGCGAACCAACAUAGAUGGAUUGCACAUGCUGGCAUUCAUGGAGCACAUGUGGAUUCCGGACGAGGCAUACUUUUGCACAGUCAUCAGCAACCAUCCCUACUUUUCGCAUAGGGUGGUGAAAGACAAGAAGCGCUAUCUCCGCUUCAACGCGCAACAUCCGGCCCAGCUUACGAUUAAGGACAUCCAUCUUUUUCCGCCUGAAGAGCCUCGUGGGGCCGAAGCGAAGUACUUUUUCAUCCGCAAAGUCAACACGCAGGACUCGCCCGAGCUCGCAGAAUGGCUGAAGAACAACCAUAUCGACAAGCAUGAUCUGGCCAAGGCACCAGUGUCUCCGGAGAAGCUGGCUCCCGUGCAUGAUGCGAAUGUGGCCGCAUCUCCCCCAAGAAUGAAGCUUGACGCGGCGGACGCUCGGGAAAAGGCUGAACUAGGGAAGGAGACGGGGGAUGACAAGCAGGAAGCCGGGCUCCUGGAGCAAGAACAACCAAAGAUGCUGGACAUCAAAGUAAUGGCACAAGCGCAGCCGGCGAACUGAUCUGGACGAGAUUACAAGAGGCAGCCGUAGAUCCCCGGAGACCUUCCCUUGAACCUUUACUCCGGGAAGACGGGCUGUUUGUAUUUGUGUAUAAUGCAGCGUGCAGCGUGCAGCGUCUAAUCUAUGUAUAUACAGUGAACGUCACGAUUUUCUGGCUUAUCAAGGGAGAUGGUGGUUGUGUCCAGCAGGUGGACGAUGAGGUGGGCGGAAGACGUUAGAGACGUUGGAGCCAACGAUUGUUCGACGCA